Talpa occidentalis (Iberian mole) is the source of this 2421-nucleotide messenger RNA. It is a transcript of the gene TAF1B, whose product is annotated as TATA-box binding protein associated factor, RNA polymerase I subunit B. NCBI's taxonomy places the organism in Eukaryota, Metazoa, Chordata, Mammalia, Eulipotyphla, Talpidae. Gene Ontology annotation, molecular function: RNA polymerase I core promoter sequence-specific DNA binding. Gene Ontology annotation, biological process: RNA polymerase I preinitiation complex assembly; nucleolar large rRNA transcription by RNA polymerase I. The record is from RefSeq and is a predicted model, not a curated record. The transcript has 16 exons. Gene Ontology annotation, cellular component: RNA polymerase transcription factor SL1 complex; RNA polymerase I core factor complex. The coding region runs from base 42 to 1844 and encodes 600 amino acids.
CCGGGGUAACGGGCCCGACGGCCGCGGGGCGGCGGCGCGCGAUGGACCUGGAGGAGGCGAGAGAGUUCCGAGAACGCUGUACCCAGUGUGCUGCAGUCUCUUGGGGUCUCACGGAUGAAGGCAAAUAUUACUGUACUUCUUGCCAUAAUGUCACAGAAAUAUCAAAGGAAGUGCUAAACACGGGGGCUAUCCCCAAUACUAAGAUACAGGCCAUCAACAGAGGGCUUAAAAAGAAAAGAAAACUUGAGAAAGGCUGGGAUUGGUAUGUGUGCGAAGGUUUUCAGCAUAUACUUUGUCAACAAGCAGAAGCCUUAAAAAAUCUUGGAGUACGCCCAGAAUUAAAGAAUGAAGUUUUACACAAUUUUUGGAAGCGUUACCUUCAGAGGAGCAAGCAGGCAUACUGUAAAAACUCGAUUUACGCCAGGAGAAGGAAAGCUGUGAUCCUAGAAGACAGUCUCAGUCAGUCAGACUGGGAGAGCGAGCCUGAGCUGCUGAGUGACCUCAGCGGUCCUUCUCUUGUUGAAAGUGGAGCAGAGUCCCAGGCUGAUGGCCCUGCUCGGAAGCCUUUCCCCAGCAUUGGAGCAUCGCACUCAGAAACGGCGUCCAUCUGUUCCGGAUCUCUUGAUGGAGUCGAAUAUUCCCAUCGAAAGGAGAAGGGGGUGGUGAAGAUGAGCGUGCCGGGGACACUUGCCUUCUGCUUCCUGUCCUUACUUUGGCAGAGAGAGACGAUGACGCUUUCAGACCUCUUGAGAUUUGUCGAAGAGGACCAUAUUCCUUACAUAAAAGCUUUUGAGCAUUUUCCAGAAGAGAUGAAAUUAUAUGGGCGUGACAAAGGAAUCUUUGCCAUAGAAUCCUGGCCUACCUAUGAGGAUAUCUAUAAAAAGGCGAUUGAAAUUGCCACGUUUUUAGAUUUGCCUCGGUUUCCAGAGAUAACUGAAGAUUGCUAUCUUCACCCAAACAUCUUGUGUAUGAAAUACUUGAUGGAAGUCAAUCUCCCCGAUGAAAUGCACAAUUUUACCUGCCAAGUGGUAAAAAUGACUGGAACAGGAGAAGUGGAUUUUCUGACAUUUGAUCCUAUAGCUAAAGUGGCAAAAACUGUCAAAUACGACGUUCAAGCCGUAGCUAUUAUUGUGGUGGUAUUGAAACUGCUCUUUCUGUUGGAUGACAACUUAGAGUGGUCUUUAUCUGAUGUUGCUGAGAAAUAUAAUGAAAAGAACAAAGAAGAUAAGCCAUGGUUUGAUUUCAGAAAAUGGUACCAAGUUAUGAAGAAAUCUGUUGAUGAGAAAAAACAAAAAUGGGAGGAAGCCAGAGCAAAGUACCUGUGGAAAAGUGAAAGACCACUCUACUACUCGGCCAUUGACAAGUCAGUCGUGUAUAAAAGGAAAGAAAUGGUGGUGAAUCUGCAAAAACAAUUUAGCACACUGGUCGAUUCAACACCGACUGUUGAAAAAAAAAGCCCUUCAAGUUUUCAGUUCAACUGGCGUGAAGAAGAGCCUGGCAAAGUGUGUUUCCACGGACAUAGCCUCCAGGGGAUCCUGAAGAAGAAAGGCCAGUCACUGACAACCAAGAACCCGCUGUACUGGCUUAGCACACAGAAAUUCUGUAAAAGCUAUUGCAAACAUGUGACAACCUAUGAAGAAUCCAAUUUUUCUCAGAGUUACCAGUUUAUAUUAAAUCUCUUCUCCUUCCUGCUAAGAAUAAAGACCUCUUUUCUCCAUGAAGAAGUGAGCUUAAUUGAGAAGAGACUUUUUAAAACAAGGUACAGCAAAACGAAAAAAAAAUCUUCAAGAUCCAGAAGAAAUUCACACCAGAAUAAAAGUCUCCCUAGAAGUCUCCGCUCAUGAGGCUCCUGUUUCCUAAGUGUCAGCUGCUUGGGCCUCCGCUCCCGCUCCCAGCUGACCGCUGUCCCCUGUCCCAAACACAGCCUGUGACCGGCAGCCGCGCUGCCCCUCCCUCUCCAGCCACCGUCCCUCCGACCGCAGCCCAGGGACCUGCAUCCAGGCGCCCAGGGGCGCCUCCUCACUGCAGGUCCCCUGGGUGCGGAGCCUCAGAGUCCGCAUUCUCUCACCUGGCACCCUGAGUCCCUCACGCACUCCCCCACCUGCUUCCCCUCCAGCCUGCGGUCCCUCAUCUUCCUCCCGAGUCCCUCCUCUGGCCAGGGAUGGCUCCGUUCCCGCAAUUCCUCCAAGCUGACAGCACAUCCUUUCCUGAGGUGACACCGUUAAAACACUGCCCCUGUUUGGGGUGUCCAGUUUCUCACCUCUAGUGCCUCUGUCUCGCCACGCCCACCACCAAACGCCCAGUCACCACCCACCACCCAGGUGUUCCCACCCCCGCCUUCCCCUCAAGAGCCAUUGUUGACAGAGUUCAAGGGUUUGGUUUUGCUUUCUUUAACAUUCCAUCAAUGAGUAAAAUCAUACG